AAGCAAAAUCACCAAAUCAAAAAUUCAAUCAAAGUACGAAUAACUUUGCGAAUAAUUAAAUAGCGAGACUUUGAGUGCAAACAAUUGUAAUGACAACAAAAGUGGAUUGAAACUAUUUAUUUAUUAUUGCUGCACCGUAGCAACUCGUAGAUAAUAGAAAGGAAUGUGAUAUGUGGUCAAGUGAAAAGACUGUCAGACGACGUACGCACAUAACGAGAUUUAAAUAAAAAUAUAUUGAUUCCGGAUCGGAGUUAUAAAAAAAAUAACAAGAGACUUAUGUCAUAAUUAUACGUUCAAUAAACGAGUGUUUAAGUCAUAAAUCGUCGUAAUAAUGGAGAAUAAUUUAAUUCGCGUACUCGAGGGACAAUAUUUGGACGAAAUCACGAGCGAAUUGUGCGAUUUUACGCUCGAAGAACAAAAUGCCGUCUCCGAGUCGCAGGGCAUUGCCCCAUCAAGUCCUUCGGAUUUCGUGCCAAAACUUUCCUCAACUGUCACAUACAUCGUUGCUUCGGUCAUUGUCAACGACAACGAUGAAGUCCUCAUGAUGCAAGAGGCAAAAAAGUCCUGCGCCGGUAAAUGGUACCUCCCAGCAGGUCGAAUGGAGAAAGGCGAGUCAAUUAUGCAAGCAGCUGAACGAGAAGUUCUCGAAGAAACUGGAUUACGUGUAAAAACCACAACUUUACUCGCGAUCGAAUCAGCUGGCGGUUCAUGGGUUCGUUUUGUGGUAACAGCAAAAGUGCUUGGCGGCGAACUAAAAACUCCCGCACAAGCCGACAAGGAGUCAAUUCAAGCGAAAUGGAUACACGACAUCGGAUCGCUUAGUUUGCGUGCCACAGAUAUCAUCACAAUUGUCGACAUUGCUCGUGCCCACAAACGACGCAACCCCAAAGACCCGGGAUGGCAUCGCGACAUCUUGCCAACUGCCAAGCCACAUCACAAAAGUUACCUGCGUCUCGUAAUUGCCAUCCGCAAAAAGGCCACAAAUCGUGUCAAUAUCUUGCUGAGUGAAAAGACUGCCUAUCAUUUCCCAACUGUGGAAAUUCAUCCGGGACGAAAUCUGCAUGCGACUUUGAGGAAAUUCAUGGUUGAACUGUUUGGUGCGGAGCUUCCGGCGCAUCGCCCCCACGGGAUUUUAUCUGUCGAACAUAAGCCUUCAGCAGCGGAAACGGGACCAACAGAUGGAAUUUGCGUCACGUUGCUCGUCGUUUUCAAAGCAACACUCGAGGAAGUGUCACUCAUCGGGAAAUGCGCAUGGCACGAAGUCAGCAAGGAAUUAAGUGAUCGUCUUACGUUGCUAGUUGCGUCAAAGCACUCGACAAUACCGCUACAUGUUGUGCGGUAGAGAAAUUUUCGCAUCUUUCGUCAUAUUUUUACGUCUUAUCAUCAGGGUUGGAAAAACUUUUGACUUUUACUUAAUGGAGCGGAAUCUGAAAAUUGAACAAAAAAAGUAUUUUCAACCCUGCGCCUUCUAAACAAUGCACGCCGCCGCUGAAAAGCAUGAGAAAGAAUAGAAAACAAUAGGAUGCGAUAAUUACAGACUGUUACAUAUCUCUUUUGCGAUGCAUUUUUAAGUGGAUUUCUCCUCUUCCCCGAGAAACAAUAGCUUUAAGUAGUCAAACGAGUCACAAAAUCACAAACAAAUGGAUGGAUGGAUGCAAAAACCACAAGUUAAUUAUGCGUGAUGUUUACCGCAAAACAUAAUUUCAUCGUCCGAUCCGAAAGUAGGAGGUAUGAACGUGCCAACGUGUUGAUGUUGAUAAAUAAAUGAAAAUCAAAAAAUUUAAUACUCAUUCAUGUGAGAAAGAAAGAAAUAAGAUGCUAUAUAUUUAAUAAAUAAGUAGAUAUAGAUGAUAAAGUUAUUUACUUACCUACGUUGUUGAACACAAAAAAAAAUGAACAAAACGGUGCUUGGUAUUAUAUUCAUACGAGAAAUUUUUACUUUACUCUUAUUACCUAAUGAUAGUUUUAAAAUUGUACUUUUAUGUUGAUUAAUUUUUAUCUUGUCUGUAAGAAGAAAAGUUG
Molecule: messenger RNA, 2022 nt
Organism: Culicoides brevitarsis
Lineage: Eukaryota; Metazoa; Arthropoda; Insecta; Diptera; Ceratopogonidae
Product: 8-oxo-dGDP phosphatase NUDT18
Exons: 2
Coding region: 332-1342 (336 amino acids)
Molecular function (GO): 8-oxo-GDP phosphatase activity; 8-oxo-dGDP phosphatase activity; magnesium ion binding
Source: RefSeq, a predicted model, not a curated record